AUGGGUCAGCCAAGCGAAGACGACUUUGGUCUCUCCUCGGACGUGGAGGAAGCACUGCUGCGAAUCGACACUACGACGUGCGCCACCGGUGGAAAGCGCAAGAGUGAGAGUGACGACGCUCUCAACACCGAGACCAAGAGAGCUCGCGUUGGUCAACCGGACGAUAGUCAACUGGACGACACUGCCUCCGACACGUCUACUGACGUCGCGCGUCGAGUACUCCGAGAACGCUUCGGGAUGGAAGCCUUCCGACUGAAGCAAGAGGCUGCAAUCGCAAGACUCCUCGACGGCAAGAGCUCCGUGGUGGUCUUCCCCACGGGAGGUGGCAAGUCGCUCUGCUAUCAAGUCCCCGCCCUCUGCUUCAAGGAGCUCGACAAACUCUCCGGGAUUCGACAAACUACUGCAGAGCCCGGCAUUACCCUCGUCGUGUCGCCGCUGAUUGCACUGAUGAAGGAUCAAGUGGAUGCCUUGCAACGGCGUGGAAUCGCAGCUGCUGUAAUGGACUCCACAAAGACGAAGGAACAGUAUCUCCAGACGAUGACCAUGAUGCGUAACGGUGAGCUCGAUAUACUAUAUUGCGCACCCGAACGUCUCAACAACGAGGGCUUUGUGUCCUCAAUGGCGAACGUCAAGGGCGGUGUUCGAUUGUUGGCCGUCGACGAGGCUCAUUGCAUAUCAGAAUGGGGCCACGCUUUCCGUCCGGACUAUCUGAAGGUUGCCCGAUUUGCCAAGGAAAUUGGAGCCGAGAGAGUGGUAUGUCUGACGGCGACGGCAACGCCGCAAGUCGCCCAGGAUGUUUGCAAGGCCUUUGACAUUCCUGAGACUGGUCUUUUCAGAACCUCAACCUACAGACCAAACCUGCGUCUACAGGCACAGGCCUAUCAAACCAAAGCCGAGUCGUAUCCCAAGCUUCGAGCCUUUCUCAAGGCCCACCCAGGGCCCACUAUCAUCUAUGUCACCCUUCAACAGCAGGCUGAGGAGUUAGCACAGCGCCUGAUCAACCUCAACUUCAACGCGGCAUAUUUUCACGCAGGCAUGAAGAAUGAGGACAAGGUCUUGGUCCAGGAGCGUUUCAUGGCGUCUGACGAUGGCAUCGUGGUCGCCACGAUUGCGUUUGGAAUGGGCAUCGACAAGGCGGAUAUACGCAACAUCGUGCACUAUGAUAUCCCUCGAUCGUUGGAGGGCUACUCCCAGGAGAUCGGCAGAGCUGGCAGAGAUGGCAAAGAGAGUCACUGCAUGCUGUACCUUUGUGCAGAAGACUUCCACCUUCGCGAGAGCUUUGCCAGAGGUGACUUGCCGUCCAAGAAAUCUGUCAGUGAGCUGCUGCGAUCCAUUUUCUCCCUGCAUCCCACACCUGCGCCCGAGUCCGCAUUGGAGGUUAGCUUCUACCAUCUCUCGAAAGAGCACGACAUCAAGGUAAGCGAGCUUCUAUCUCCCAGGCUGUGGUGCAUCGAAAUAGCUUGUCAGCUCCUUUGGACGCCUAUGCUGAACAAGCUAGCAUCUCUCAAGUGUGUAGAUGGCGGCUGAGAUGCACGGGUUUCUACAAGAACAAUGCUGAUGCCUCGAUAGCUCACUACCCUUGGCAAUAUCUUCUGCGCAUUGGAACUGCGCUUCGGCCUUAUCCGCGCAAAGACACCCAAGUACGGCAAAUACUCCUGGAAAUUACUUGGCAACAUCAAAUGGGACAGUUCACCGGCUGGCACAGCUGUUAACGGUUGUGCAAGCUGUGGAAAGACUGUGUGGACCGUUGAUGUGGACGUCGCCGCUCAACAAGGCGGUGUGUCCCGUGGAGACAUAGUUACCAAGUUGAAUGCUUGGAAUGAUCAAGGCCUCAUCGACCUCACGGCGAGCAAUGUCUUCAAUGUCUUUCGGGUUCAGAAGCAGUGGCCGCUGCCUGCGAAAGAGCAAGACGACAUUCUCAAUGCCCUGUACAAAGAUCUCGAAGUUCGGGAGAUGCAGGCCAUGGAGCGAAUGAAGGAGGUCAUGGAUUUGAUCACAGACGAGGCUUGCUUAUCCCGCAGCCUCGCGCAGCAUUUCGGUGACCGUUUACCAGAUGACGCCAGUGAGUGCGGUCAUUGCACUUGGUGUGAGACACGUACAGCCGUAGAAAAGGUGGAGCCUCGGAAGCGCGAGUGGAACUCUGGUGCGUUUUCCAAGAUAUUGGAGGCUGUUCCAGACCGGGAUGAUGCACGAUAUCUGGCCCGUAUCGCCUUCGGAAUCAGCAGUCCCAGAGUGACAGCAGCCAAGCUGUCUAAGUCUGCUGUAUUGGGAUCAAUGGAGGAUCAAGAUUUCAUGGUAGGGAUGAUGACCCUGCUCUUUGACCAGCACUAAUUGCUCGCAGACCCUUCUGAAUGCGUUUACGAAGAUUUGUGAGAAGUAA
Lecanosticta acicola is the source of this 2380-nucleotide messenger RNA. Lineage: Eukaryota; Fungi; Ascomycota; Dothideomycetes; Mycosphaerellales; Mycosphaerellaceae. The record is from the annotation of a GenBank genome assembly.